GCGCAAUAUCCAGUCUUAGCAGCUUGCCCUUAUCGGGGUAGACCCUGAACCACUUGACUCGGAGCGCCGACGGAGACGGUUCUUCAACCCAAUAUCGCAAUGGCUUCAGGUACGACUCUUUGAGUCAACCAGUGUAUGUCUUAAUUCUCAGGAACUUGUGGGACUGGCCAGACAAGAUGCCGUGACCCCACUAUCACGUUUUGGAAGGUAACCCAGUCCCGAGAUAGGUUCAGACUCCUGGAUAUUGCAGGAGGGCGAAUGCACCGUUGGUUGCUUUAACAAUCAGGAUGGGUGCUACACCAUAGACAUUAGCUCCGGACUGUCUCGGGCCAAGAACAAUUUGAUUCUGGUCCUGAAGUCAGCGCGUCGAGAAAAUGAAGAAGACGUAGUAUAAAUACCAGUUGAGGAUCGCGACAUUCACGCCAGAAUCAUCCAACGGCGCAUCAUCAAUCAUUCCCAUCCAGAUCAACACCAUCACAGAUCAAGAUGCGAGGCCUUCUUCUCGCUGGAGCUCUUGGGCUCCCUCUCUCUGUCCUUGCUCAUCCUACCCAUCAGUCCCAUACGCUGCAGCGUCGUAUUGUUGAUUUGAACAACUUCCGUCUGCACUCUGUGGCCAAAUAUAUCGAUUCGACCAAGUCGACGGGCGACGCUCCAUCCUCCUUCUCAGGGUUUGCGGCACAGAGCUACGUCGACACCGCAACUCAGCUGGUGAAGAAUAUUCUACCGGACGCAACCUUCCGUGUCAUCGAUGAUCAUUACGUUGGUUCUAACGGCGUCGCUCAUGUCAACUUCCGUCAGACAGCCCAUGGCCUGGAUAUCGACAAUGCGGACUUCAAUGUCAAUGUCGGAAAAGAUGGCAAGGUCUUCUCUUACGGCCACUCUUUCUACACUGGCAAGAUCCCUGAGGCCAGUCCUCUUACCAAGCGGGACUUCGCCGACCCUGUGGCUGCGCUGAGGGGAACCUCGGAGGCAUUGCAGCUUUCUAUCACCCUGGAUCAGGUCUCCGCCGAGGCUGCCGAAGAGAAAGAAUCUUUCCAUUUCAGGGGAGUAUCUGGUACUGUAUCCGACCCCAAGGCGCAAUUGGUCUACUUUGCCAAGCCCGAUGGAGAGCUUGCCUUGACCUGGAAGGUUGAGACAGAUAUUGACAGCAAUUGGCUGUUGACCUACAUCGAUGCCGCCUCCACCAAGGAUGUUCACGGUGUCGUCGACUAUGUUUCGGAGGCGGAUUACCAAGUAUUUGCAUGGGGUAUUAACGACCCGACAGAGGGCGAUCGGACCGUCAUCAGCGACCCUUGGGAUCCAACUGCCUCUGCCUUUACCUGGAUCAGUGAUGGAGAGAAUAACUACACCACCACUCGUGGUAAUAACGGUAUCGCACAAGACAACCCUACCGGUGGGUCAAGCUACCUGAAGAACUAUCGGCCUGAUAGCCCCGAACUGGUGUUCAAAUACCCAUACACAUCGGAAAUGUCUCCACCAAAGUCCUACAGGGAUGCGUCUAUUGUUCAGCUCUUCUAUACCGCGAACACAUAUCACGACUUGCUCUACACUCUAGGCUUUGACGAGAAGGCCGGUAACUUCCAGUGGAAUAACAAUGGUAAAGGUGGCAGGGGCCAGGACUACGUGAUCUUGAAUGCGCAGGACGGCUCCGGCACCAACAAUGCCAACUUCGCCACCCCCCCAGAUGGACAGCCAGGUCGCAUGCGCAUGUACACCUGGACCACCUCAACACCCAAUCGGGAUGGUUCCUUUGAAGCGGGUAUCGUCAUUCAUGAAUAUACCCACGGUGUCUCUAACCGACUUACGGGUGGACCAGCCAACUCCCGUUGUUUGAAUGCCCUCGAAUCCGGUGGGAUGGGUGAGGGCUGGGGUGACUUCAUGGCCACUGCCAUUCGUCUCAAGUCCGGCGAUACGCACUCCACUGAUUAUACCAUGGGUGAAUGGGCUGCGAACAAGAAGGGCGGAAUCCGCGCUUACCCUUACUCCACCUCCCUGUCCACCAACCCUUACACGUACACCAGUGUGAACAGCUUGAAUGCCGUGCAUGCCAUUGGUACUGUGUGGGCUACUAUGCUCUAUGAAGUGCUGUGGGCCUUGAUUGAUAAGCACGGCAAGAACGAUGGCCCUAGGCCUGAGUUCAAGGAUGGUGUUCCCACUGAUGGCAAGUAUCUUACCAUGAAGCUGGUGAUUGAUGGCAUGGCCUUGCAACCUUGCAACCCCAACUUUAUCCAGGCUCGUGAUGCCAUUCUUGAUGCUGACAAGGCCCUCACUGGUGGUGAUAACCAGUGUCAACUCUGGAGGGCGUUUGCCAAGCGUGGUUUGGGUGAGAAAGCAGAGUACCAUGCAACUGGUCGCGUUGAUAGCAAGGAUAUCCCUUCGGGCGUCUGCUAGACGAUGUGCAUACUGUAUUUACCUUUUGUUUUUAAUUCAGCGAUCAGAUACAGCAGUCGACAAGGUCGGAUAUUGG
Messenger RNA from Aspergillus alliaceus, 2467 nucleotides. Its product is annotated as extracellular metalloproteinase. Bases 487 to 2391 code for a protein of 634 amino acids. The record is from RefSeq and is a predicted model, not a curated record. NCBI's taxonomy places the organism in Eukaryota, Fungi, Ascomycota, Eurotiomycetes, Eurotiales, Aspergillaceae. The transcript is spliced from 5 exons. Gene Ontology annotation, molecular function: metalloendopeptidase activity; zinc ion binding.